Molecule: messenger RNA, 2836 nt
Organism: Acinonyx jubatus (cheetah)
Lineage: Eukaryota; Metazoa; Chordata; Mammalia; Carnivora; Felidae
Gene: GRM6
Product: glutamate metabotropic receptor 6
Exons: 10
Coding region: 1-2637 (878 amino acids)
Biological process (GO): G protein-coupled glutamate receptor signaling pathway; regulation of synaptic transmission, glutamatergic
Cellular component (GO): membrane
Molecular function (GO): adenylate cyclase inhibiting G protein-coupled glutamate receptor activity
Source: RefSeq, a predicted model, not a curated record
AUGGCCAGGCCGGGGAGCGCCCGGGAGCCGCCGCUCCUGGCGCUGCUGCCGCCGCUGUUGGUGCUGGUGCAAGCGGGCGCGGCGGGCGCGGCGGGCUCGGUGCGCCUGGCGGGCGGCCUCACGCUGGGCGGCCUGUUCCCGGUGCACGCGCGGGGCGCUGCGGGCAGGGCGUGCGGGCAGCUGAAGAAGGAGCAGGGCGUGCACCGGCUGGAGGCCAUGCUGUACGCGCUGGACCGCGUGAACGCCGACCCUGAGCUGCUGCCCGGCGUGCGCCUGGGCGCGCGGCUGCUCGACACCUGCUCUCGGGACACGUACGCGCUGGAGCAGGCGCUGACCUUCGUGCAGGCGCUGAUCCAGGGCCGCGGCGACGGCGACGAGGGGGCAGUGCGCUGCCCCGGAGGCGUCCCUCCGCUGCGCGCCGCGCCCCCCGAGCGGGUCGUGGCUGUCGUCGGCGCGUCGGCCAGCUCCGUCUCCAUCAUGGUCGCCAAUGUGCUGCGCCUGUUUGCGAUACCCCAGAUCAGCUACGCGUCCACAGCCCCUGAGCUCAGCGACUCCACACGCUAUGACUUCUUCUCCCGAGUCGUGCCACCUGAUUCCUACCAGGCCCAGGCCAUGGUGGACAUCGUGAGGGCGCUGGGAUGGAACUACGUGUCCACACUGGCCUCCGAGGGCAACUAUGGCGAGAGUGGGGUUGAGGCCUUUGUGCAGAUCUCCCGGGAGGCUGGGGGGGUCUGUAUUGCCCAGUCCAUCAAGAUUCCCAGGGAACCAAAGCCAGGAGAAUUCAACAAGGUGAUCAAGAGACUAAUGGAGACGCCCAAUGCCCGGGGCAUCAUCAUCUUUGCCAACGAGGAUGACAUCAGGAGGGUACUGGAGGCUGCACGCCAGGCCAACCUGACAGGUCACUUCCUAUGGGUCGGCUCCGACAGCUGGGGAGCCAAGACCUCACCCAUCCUGAACCUGGAGGAUGUGGCCGUGGGGGCCAUCACCAUCCUGCCCAAAAGGGCUUCCAUAGAUGGAUUUGACCAGUACUUCAUGACCCGCUCCCUGGAGAACAACCGCCGGAACAUCUGGUUUGCCGAGUUCUGGGAAGAGAAUUUCAACUGCAAACUGAUCAGCUCAGGUACCCAGUCCGACGACUCCGCCCGCAAAUGCACAGGUGAGGAACGCAUCGGCCGGGACUCUACCUACGAGCAGGAGGGGAAGGUGCAGUUUGUGAUCGAUGCUGUCUACGCCAUUGCCCACGCCCUCCACAGCAUGCACCAGGCACUCUGCCCGGGGCUCACGGGCCUGUGCCCUGCGAUGGAGACCACCGAUGGGCGGAUGCUGCUGCAGUAUAUUCGAGCUGUCCGCUUCAAUGGCAGCGCGGGGACCCCAGUGAUGUUCAACGAGAAUGGGGAUGCGCCCGGGCGUUAUGACAUCUUCCAGUACCAGGCGGCCAACGGCAGUGCGGGCAGCGGCGGCUACCAGGCCGUGGGCCAGUGGGCAGAGACUCUCAGGCUGGACGUGGAAGCUCUCCAGUGGUCGGGAGACCCCCGCGAGGUGCCUGCGUCCCAGUGCAGCCUCCCCUGUGGGCCCGGUGAGCGGAAAAAGAUGGUGAAGGGCGUCCCCUGCUGCUGGCACUGCGAGGCCUGUGACGGGUACCGCUUCCAGGUGGACGAGUUCACGUGCGAGGCCUGCCCCGGGGACAUGCGGCCCACGCGCAACCACACGGGCUGCCGCCCCACGCCCGUCGUGCGCCUGACCUGGUCCUCGCCCUGGGCCGCGCCGCCACUCCUGCUGGCCGUGCUGGGCAGCAUGGCCACCACCACCGUGGUGGCCACCUUUGUGCGGCACAACGACACGCCGAUCGUCCGCGCCUCGGGCCGCGAGCUCAGUUAUGUGUUGCUCACCGGCAUCUUCCUCAUCUACGCCAUCACCUUCCUCAUGGUGGCCGAGCCCGGCGCGGCAGUGUGCGCCGGCCGCAGGCUCUUCCUCGGCCUGGGCACCACGCUCAGCUACUCGGCCUUGCUCACCAAGACCAACCGCAUCUACCGCAUCUUCGAGCAGGGGAAGCGCUCCGUCACGCCGCCGCCCUUCAUCAGCCCCACCUCGCAGCUCGUCAUCACCUUCAGCCUCACCUCCGUGCAGGUGGUGGGAGUAAUGGCAUGGCUGGGGGCCCAGCCCCCACACAGCGUGAUUGACUACGAAGAGCAACGGACCGUGGACCCAGAGCAGGCCAGAGGGGUGCUCAAGUGCGACAUGUCAGAUAUGUCCCUCAUCGGCUGCCUGGGCUACAGCCUCCUGCUCAUGGUCACAUGCACAGUGUAUGCCAUCAAGGCCCGCGGUGUGCCCGAGACCUUCAAUGAGGCCAAGCCCAUCGGCUUUACCAUGUACACCACCUGCAUCAUCUGGCUAGCUUUUGUGCCUAUCUUCUUUGGUACCGCCCAGUCAGCUGAGAAGAUCUACAUCCAAACCACCACACUGACUGUGUCCUUGAGCCUGAGUGCAUCGGUGUCCCUCGGCAUGCUCUAUGUGCCCAAGACCUACGUCAUCCUGUUCCACCCGGAGCAGAAUGUGCAGAAGCGGAAGCGAAGCCUCAAGGCGACCUCCACAGUGGCAGCCCCACCCAAGGGUGAGGACACGGAGGCCCCCAAGUAGUGAGUGGGGGAUGAGUGGGAUGGUUGCUCCCUCUCUUCUGCUCUUUUCUUUCCCUUGCUUCACCAUGGAAGCUGUGAAAAGUCCAGGUCUGCAGUGAGCAGUUGGAGGCAGGGAGUCCACAAAGCCCAUGCCCACUGGGAUGGGGCUGGACUCCAGAAAGAUCUGGACCCACACACCACACGUCAUCCCUGCUUUUCUG